Molecule: messenger RNA, 9949 nt
Organism: Porites evermanni
Lineage: Eukaryota; Metazoa; Cnidaria; Anthozoa; Scleractinia; Poritidae
Source: the annotation of a GenBank genome assembly
AUGGCGGACGAAAGUAUGGAAGUAGAGACAACCACAACAAGCUCUGAAAAAUCAAAAGACGCAGCGAUGGAGAUAGAUAUUCCACAGAAAGAAAAAGUACAAGCUAAAGGAUCAUCUGGUGCAAGCACUAGCUCCGGAAAACAAUCGAAAGGUUUUGAACUCCCAUGGUAAGCGAACGUGCAUGUCUGUGCAAUCUAUGAGUAUGAUCAUAUUAUUAUUCUUUGAAUGAAAUCUUGCUUGUUUGUUCGUUAUUUGGAGAUUUUAUUCUUUAUACUUUUUUCACGCGAAAUAUUUUUAAAGAUUUAGCCGACAAACUUACCCAGUCGCCUGUACUUUUUGGAAAACUGUUUAAUCCCUUCAUUUGUGAGGCUUUGUAGUCUUUGUAAAGAACAAACUAGUAAGCUCAUGCUUCGAAUUUAACUUGUAAUUUGCUAUGUUUUGAUUCCGAUCCUCGACGUAGAAAGGAAAGAAUAUUUCACAUAAAUUGUGUGGUUGACCAGAUUUUGAAAUCUCUAAUGUUGAGUUUAGUUACUUCUGGGAGUGAAAGGGUUAAAGGUUUUAAAGCAUGUGUUGGCAAAGAAGAGCCUCCUGCGAAGGCUAAGGCCCGGUUCAGACGUCGAACUUGACAUGUGCCAAACCUAAUUCCUAUUUAGAGGCCCUACCAGGGUAAAUUCCGACAAGCGACAUGGCCCAAAAAGUAGCGACAGCGUUUAAAAUGAAAUCACGACAAGAGACAACCUCCCUCGGCCAAAUUGUGACAGUGACAGCAAAGCCGAGAAUAAGCGACAAGCAUUUAUAAACUCCAACGCUAGACGUUUUAAAAUUCAGACGGGCGACGUGGGACCCCCAUGGCAGGGCCUCUAUUUAGGUCGACCCAAACUAUUAAUUUUGACUGUUAAUUCAGACGGUCGAACUUAACAUGUGCCGAACCUAAUUCAUUGGGAAAAGAAAUAUCAUCUUUACUUCUUAAAAUAAGGAAAUGAACUGAAAAAAGUAAAAUUCAUCAAGCCUGGAAAUUCUUGUUUUGAUUUUGGCGUGAUUUGUGGCCUGUUAUGGCAAGGAGACAGCCGAGGAGAUCGUGAUCUUGAUAUUUGGACAAAAUAAAGUAAUGCCAUAAAUUUUAAAAUACAUUACGAUUUUUUUUGGAUAUAAAGAAAAGCAACUUUUUAGAAGACUUUGAACCUGCCCAGUCUCAGUCUAAAAAACUACAACGUGAAUGCUGGUAAUCAUCGUUACGCUUCCGUGAGUUCGUGAUUGCAAAGGCGCAAAAACCUCUAAAUAGCCAAGCAGAAGUGCGGUUAUAUUGAAAAAUAUGUUAACAUAACUUAUGCAUUAGGUUUUGCACAUGUGAAGUUCUACGUAUGAAUCAAAGUCGAUCUUUUGCCGUUUUAUUCGACAAGCUCAGUAAAAUAGAACGGCAGAGUCAACCCAAAUACAAAAGUGCCAUUCCUAAUAGAUUCAUACGUCGAACUUUACAUGUACGAACANGUGACAGCAAAGCCGAGAAUAAGCGACAAGCAUUUAUAAACUCCAACGCUAGACGUUUUAAAAUUCAGACGGGCGACGUGGGACCCCCAUGGCAGGGCCUCUAUUUAGGUCGACCCAAACUAUUAAUUUUGACUGUUAAUUCAGACGGUCGAACUUAACAUGUGCCGAACCUAAUUCAUUGGGAAAAGAAAUAUCAUCUUUACUUCUUAAAAUAAGGAAAUGAACUGAAAAAAGUAAAAUUCAUCAAGCCUGGAAAUUCUUGUUUUGAUUUUGGCGUGAUUUGUGGCCUGUUAUGGCAAGGAGACAGCCGAGGAGAUCGUGAUCUUGAUAUUUGGACAAAAUAAAGUAAUGCCAUAAAUUUUAAAAUACAUUACGAUUUUUUUUGGAUAUAAAGAAAAGCAACUUUUUAGAAGACUUUGAACCUGCCCAGUCUCAGUCUAAAAAACUACAACGUGAAUGCUGGUAAUCAUCGUUACGCUUCCGUGAGUUCGUGAUUGCAAAGGCGCAAAAACCUCUAAAUAGCCAAGCAGAAGUGCGGUUAUAUUGAAAAAUAUGUUAACAUAACUUAUGCAUUAGGUUUUGCACAUGUGAAGUUCUACGUAUGAAUCAAAGUCGAUCUUUUGCCGUUUUAUUCGACAAGCUCAGUAAAAUAGAACGGCAGAGUCAACCCAAAUACAAAAGUGCCAUUCCUAAUAGAUUCAUACGUCGAACUUUACAUGUACGAACAGUGCCAAACCUAAUAAUUAAUUAGGUUUGGCACAUGUAAAGUUCGACGUUUGAACCAGGCCUAAGAGAGUUUUUUAUAUAAUUAUUAGUAUACACAGUUUGACUGAUCACUUUAGCAGACAGCAUCUUAUUUUGCAGACCACUAAAUUCAAAAGAUUGUUUUGGACACUAUUCGUGAAAGCAAAACAUUGUUAAAACAGUUUGUUUCAUGUAGUUUUUUUAAAGACUCAAAGCCAUGAUUUUGGAGGAUUUGAUGCACAUUGAUCAUCAAUGGCUGUUCUGCCUGCAUAUAGAGUGAAAUCUUUGAUAGCCUCUCAGUCUUUACUUAAACCCCAAGAUAUAAUAAACAGAAAGUAGGAUAGAAGAAUUCUCCUUUUUUCUGACCAAUUUCCUUUUCUUGGUUGAUGUUGUGAGUUACAGAAACUCUUUCUUCCGCUUGAAUUUGUGGCUCAUGCACUUCACGUUUGGGCCAUACGUGUAGAACUGUGAUUUUCAGGGGAAAAAGCUUAAUCCCAACUCACAGUUAGUACAGAUCCUUAACUCUGCCAACUUUUGAGCUAUGUGCACGUCAUAAGAGCAUACACCAUGAUGAUUGCUAUACUCUGUUCUCUGUCAGGGUUGAGAAAUACAGACCAACUAAACUUCAUGAAAUUGUCGGAAAUGAGGAGACUGUCAGCCGUUUAGAGGUAGUGGUCGCGCAGUAAAUGUCAUGUUGUUGUGGUGGUUAGUUUGUUUAAUGCUCAUUUUGCUCAUAAUAUUAGCUGCUUCAAUUUUUUAUCCCUCUGUUGUUACAUUUCUCUUGUGGUUCAUGCAUGCACAGCUGUACCACAUCACAUGAUAUGCAACAUUCCACAGUCUUUUUACUUAAAAAUUGAAAUGAUUGCGUACUCUUCUUGUUUUAGGUUUUUGCUGAGCAAGGAAAUGUUCCAAACAUUAUUAUUGCUGUAAGUAAAACAUUCUGUCAGAAAGAAGGAAUUUUGCACUUAGAUGUAUCACACAAAAAAUAAUGAAUGUAGCACAAUAAUGCCUUUGUCUAUUAUUCAACUCACCUACUGUAAGGGAGAAAACAGGAUGAAGACUUAGAAGUACAUGUAUUAGGAUGUUUGGUUUUGGCUAUAAAAAAGUCACACAAUAUCUGUUUCAAGAAGUGGAAGAGCUGAUGAAAAAGUGAUUGAGAGUUGAGGACUGACAAUUGUCGUAGUCUUUGAAACACUGGAGCUGGAUUUUAUGUUUCUAAAACGUAUUUUAAAAAAGCUUCUUUAUAUCAAGGGAGUUGAUAAAUUUAAUUUUCAGGGUCCUCCUGGUACAGGAAAAACAACAAGUAUCCUAUGUCUGGCCAGAGCUCUACUUGGUACAUCUUUUAAAGAUGCUGUUCUUGAAUUGAAUGCAUCUAAUGACAGGUAUGUGUACCAGAUGAAAGGGCCUUGUACAUUGUAGGAAGGUCUCAGAUGAAAAAAAGAAUUCUUUUAAGGGGAGCUUCAAUAUAAAGAGUGUUCCGUUAGAGAUGCCUCCACAUCAGGGUCACUUUCUCUGCUCCAGUUUCUAGCCAUCACCUUCGUGAGGGAGUACAUGUACAGUGACAUCUCCUGGAACAACCCAAAACGAGGUGUGAUGGCUCCUAAUAAGGGUCCUUCUUGUUUUGCUAUAGCCUGGGACUCUGCAGUGGUGGAAAAAAGGCAAAAAAAAAAUUACCGAGGGAAGUGCGCCAAGCGGGAGUCUGGCAAGGGGAAAGGGCGGCAGCCAAGUUUUCCCCUCUCCAGUCCCCCCGUGUGGCUCACUUUGCUCACCAGUUUUUAUUUUUUUGCUGUUUCACUCUGUUUUUUGCCUCUUUCCCCCACUACGAUGACUGGUCUCAGGCUAUUUCUGCUACAAGUACUAGGUGUUGCAAUACCGUGGUACCCAUAAGUCUCCUUGUUUACUGGUCAACAACACUGAAGGAAGGCAAGUUCUGGGGUGGGGAAACAUGGCUUCUGUGUAGCAUUCUGACAAAAAUGGAUACUCAAAUUACAAAAUCAGAAUUCCACCAUCAAAGGUUAAGAUUUUUCCCUUUUUUUUAGGUGAAGGAGCUUGAUUCUAACCUAAACUAUUCUUUGGUUGGAUUUAGGAUUAACACAAAUUUGUCAUUAACAGUAAAUCAUCAAUCUUGAAAUCAGCCUUAGUCCAUAAGGAAUUGUAAUUUUCACAAAUUUUCUUCUGACAUUAUUGCAGAGGAAUUGAUGUGGUACGUAACAAGAUCAAGAUGUUUGCUCAACAGAAAGUAACUUUACCAAAAGGCAGACACAAAAUAAUAAUUUUGGAUGAGGCAGACAGGUUUGUUUCGAUAAGGUCAUUUAACGGUUGUCUUUAUUCUUAAUGUAAGUUUUAGUAUUAAUUACUCAAAUUUGAAAUUCAUAUGAAUUUUCAGAUGUAAAAUUUAGAAAGAGUUUAGAAAGAGGUACUUUGAUAUGAAUGGUAACACCAUACGAUUUCAUCCAGAAUUUUUAAUCUGAGAACUAGCCAAUAUGGAAAUUAUUGACGUAACAUACCAAGUAUGAGACACAGUGUUUCAUCACGAGAUGAAACACUGAGAAGAGAGUUGAAAAUAUGACUGCAGCAGAGUAUUUUUGACGAACUUCGAAGUGUUUCCUCUGGUGAUAAAACACUGUGUCGAAUGCUUGAUUUUACUUCUCAAACAAAAUUAUUUUAGAAGGAGAAAUUAAGGAUGCAAAAAUGAGCAGUUUUUCAUCUGAUUUCCAAACACUCAUUAAACUUUAUAUCCUUUGUAUUUUCUUUAUGAAGUAUUAAUGAGUUUGAGAAUAUUCAGUGAAACAAUAGUAUUAACUGCCAGUUGCUCUUGUCUAUGUGUAGAGAAUGAACUGGUAAGUGCAGAUUUUGAAUUUAGUUCAAUAAUUAAGAGCUACUCUGUUUUUUUGUGUUAGCAUGACAGAUGGAGCACAGCAGGCACUUAGAAGAACAAUGGAAAUCUAUUCCAAAACCACACGGUUUGCAUUAGCUUGCAAUACUUCAGAUAAAAUUAUUGGUGAGUACUUUGGCUGUUUUCCCCUCCACCUCCAUUCCUACCCCCAAAUAACGGAGUAGUGGCCAAGUCAGUAUGUUGUCAAUACUUCACAGGAGGUUCAAAGUUUUACUAUCUGAAGAAACAAUCAAAUUCCAAAAUAGAAUUAACCCUUUAAUUCCUAAGAAUGGCAACCUUAAUUUUUUCCCAACAAUAUCCAUACAUCAUCAAGAUAAACAGGUAUGAGAAUUAAUAAAAUGAUCACCAAAAGGAAAAUUCUUCAAUCAUUUAUCCAAUUUUCUGAACUAAUUCUCAGAGGUCUGUCUGGAGAAUUUUUAUGUGGAUAUUAAAUUUUACGGUGGAUAAAGGGUUAAUACUGUGCCUAAUGCCAAAUAAGGGUAAUCAGUAUAAAUUAUGUGCUUAGUUGUGCAUUUUUGCAAUUUAUAUUCUCGUUUGUGCAAAAACAAUGAAAGUGAUAAAUAAAUAAAUAACCUUAUUGCAAUUUAUGCUGUAUGCCUCAUAUAUCUUUGAGUUAAAAACCAGGAAUAAGCAUAUUCCAUAUUAUUUUGUUAUAAUAUUUACCAAAGUCAGUGAAGCAUUACUGAUUUCUUUUCCUUCAGUUUUCAUUUCCACAGAAACUCAUCAUGGAUUGUUUUACUUUUUCAAAGGCUGCUUUGAGCUUUUACAAGUGAUACCAGUAUAAUGAAAAGAUAUUUGACAUUUUUUUUUUAAUAUUUUAAUCAGAGGCAAUCCAAUCAAGAUGUGCUGUUUUGAGGUACUCAAGAUUAACAGAUGCUCAGGUGUUACACAGGUUGUUAGAAGUUUGUGAAAAAGAAGAGGUGAGAACUGUUUUUGUAUAACGUCAGUGCCAUUUCUUUGGUAUUUUUCAUCUUGAAUUGCAAACUAAAUAUAGUUUUUUUUCUUCCUGGGACAAAAAACGUACACAGCUUGUCAAGAUGGGUGUGUAAUUUUGUAAUCUAUUUUGACAACAAAGUGAUUGAUUUUUCCGCUGCUAGGUUGCCAAAACAGAUGAUGGUAUGGAGGCGAUCGUGUUCACAGCUCAAGGGGAUAUGAGACAGGUGAGACAGAUGAACAAACAGGAAAGUAAACAGAGAAUAACCUAGAAAAAAAGGGACACAAGUUACGCGUUUGUCUUGAAAUCCAAUUUCCUUGAAAUGAGCUCUAACUUACACAAAGUGCACAAAUUAAGCUUGAAAGAAACUUGGUUCCUUAGUUGUUUUCAAAGGAAGUAACUUAAACACAAGGACCAGGGUCUGCUGGACAUGAUGAGAGAUGAGCGAGCUAGAACAAUAGAUUGACAAAUUGACAUUUUGACAGGUCUAAGAAAUAGCAACAGAAAACCAGUCAGGGUUUUUCCCAUCUCAGUUACAGAUUUAAAGCAAUAGUAAUUUCCUUAUUCUUGACAAACAGACCUUUCCCCUCGAAGGUACUUAAAGUAGAGCACUAACUUUCAACAGCGUCUGUGGCAAAUUUGAGUUAAUUUGGAGGAUGGUGGAUUUGGAGGCAAGAAAAACGUCACACCUACAUGACUACAUUUUUUCAUGUUUGUAUUAUAUAGAAAGAGAGUACUUCUGUUCUUUAUUAUCUCGCCUUUAAAGUCUUGCUUCUGGUCAUUCUUCACUGGAGCAAUUAUCAGUUCAAGUUCAAGUUUUCCGAUAAAGUAAUGUAUUACUUUCUAAUUUGUUCCCUCAGGCCAUAAAUAACCUUCAGUCAACAUUCUACGGAUUUGGAUUUGUCAAUAGUGAAAACGUCUUUAAGGUAAGACUGAAAUGUUCUGAAUAUUACAUGUUGGUCGGGUCCUUCAAAUUGUUAGGGUUAUGCUGCAUGAAGGUUUCCCUUUGAGAGCCACGAGUGGCAAAGGCAUCACGCGCAAGUAGCAAGCGGUGCGCGAGAGCAGCCCCAAUCAGGGCGGAUAAAGGUUGGGCGGUGAAACGAGCGCGUCCGAGCAAAAAGGUGUGAUGCAGUGGACUGGGACUCUGCUUAGAAAUGUCGCUUGUUUUCGACUUCGGUCAGGGCUUGCGAUAUGGUUUGUACAUUAGACACUGCCGCUGUCACUGAAUUAUGGCAGCUUGAUUUGUUUUCUUGCACUUCUUCCUCGUUCCUUUGUGCUGGUACGCUGUCUCCGAGAGGCAAAUGUUGCUAUUUUUGCGGGAGGUUUAGUUGGAGUAGACAAACAUCUUUUUCAAAGAGUUUCUUAUUACUUCCAUGACUCUACAACUGAAUUAUAUUUUCGUUCUGCUACUCGCCAAUGUCGAUGUUAUUCCAAAACAAAAACAACUAAGUACUGUCUAAAACACGAAGGAAAAUCUCAUCCAUGUCAUCCAUGGCAAAACUAAAAGACAGCAGUAGAUGACGUGUAUUUUAUAAAUGCGUGCAGCUCGUGCAAGGCGAAAUUAUGCUAAUUUCAAUUACCAUCAUCCUUCAUUUUAAUUUUGAAAAAAACAUCUCAUACGUCUUUCUGUUUCUUCGAAACUUCAAAAUUAGUUUCCCAUCAGUUUUUACUGUUUACCUUGUUUUGUUUUAGAGAGAAAAACGGAGAAAAAACCUUACAACUAACCUCAACAAAUUUUGUUUACAUGCGGUUGCCGGAUUUGCAACGCAUUGCGCGAAUCGCCAUGGCGCGUUGCACCCGAGAAGCAAAGUUUGAAGAAGUACACCGCCACUAUAUCAAUAUAUAUCAAUGUAAUUUUUUGUUAUGUUAUAUAAAAUUUAUCCUUCUUUAACAUAUGUAAAAAUUGAGGUUAAGAAGUGUUAAGCUUUUGCAAACGAAACGGUGAAAGACCAUUAGGUUAUAUUUAGUGGAAGGGGGAGGUAUUCAACACUUUCAAAUAAAACUCAAAUUUUGGCAUUAUACGACCAACAAGUUUGACUUAUAGACGUACAGACACAAACAUAUGAAACUGUUUAUUGAUAUUGUUAUGAAACGAAUUUAUCUAUUUAACAUUGUAGCCUGAAAUUACAGAAAGAAAAUAGGAUUUCCGGUUUGCAAAAAGGAAAAUUUCGCCGGCCUUCAAGCGCACCGGAAGCGCGGAAAGAGCGCUCGUGCCAGUCCUACUCCGCAUCACACAUUAAAUGAAGAGCGGAGCGCUCGUUUCACCGCCCAACAUUUAUCCGCCCUGGCCCCAAUACUUCACAGAUCGCUCGCGCGCAGAGGAGGUUAAACAGCCGUCUGGCUCGCGCGUGACCUUCUCUCUUUGAGGAGGGCGUUGCGUGACGACCCAAAUUACGACUGCGUAGGAGACAAGUAGGCCAUUUUCGAGUUGCCCCAGGCCUCAGUUUCAAAGCGAGGCUCAGUGCAAAACCAUUGAAUCGAUAUGAAAAUGAUUUUUUAUUCGCACGCAAAUUUCACAAGAAAGGUUUUGCUCUUUGCCUCGUUUAAAAAGUGGAACUCGAAAAUGGCCUGUUGCUUUCAGGGUAGCCACGGUCCUGUUUUGUUUUUGUAGGUUUGUGACGAGCCCCACCCUCUUCUCAUUCGGGAAAUGAUUAAAUCAUGCACCAGCGGUAAUGUAGACGAAGCUUAUAAGGUUCUUGCACAUCUCUGGUACAUGGGUUACGCUGCUGAGGACAUCAUAACGAAUAUCUUCCGCGUUUGCAAAAAUUACGAUAUGUCAGAGUACCUCAAGCUAGAAUUCAUCAAGGUAAGUUUUUUUUCAACAGAAGGCGACCCUCCGUAGUUUUAAAGUUAACUCAAGAACAUAGCCAAAAUGGCCACGAAAACUUGAACGAGUUUUAAACUUUUUAUAUAUGUAUAUAUAUGGCUUAGGGAAAAUUGCGCAAAAUUUUCUAAUGGAAACUAUGAUUCUUCAAAAUUGAAGCCAUUUUAUCAGAUCCCAGUGCUCUGGGCUCACAACGUUUUUUUCAAAGUCACUUUUUGGCGACCUUAAAUAAAAUGGUUUCUAGACAAAAUAUUGGUCGCCAGAAAAGAAAAACAAAACAAAAAAUAGCAACAACAAACCACUUUGUGCAAUAUUUACGUGGAUAGUUCAACAGAAAAUAUCAAAUUGGCUGCCCAAACAUUGCAAUCCAAUUUGGAGGCACACGCAACAUCUCAAGGCUUAAAAUACUUGGACAGCCAGUGUAGGAUAAUAUCUAAUAUCACUAUCUAUGAUAAUAUCUCGUUCUUAUGUUUCUUAAUCUCACUGUAACUUUAGAAUGACCAUAAACUCGAACUAAUAGAAAGUUCCUUGGGAUAUAACAGUCCCCCCACCCUGAAUAAGCUCCGAACGCAGGGAGCACACACUCAUCAAAAGAGUAUUUUCGUGCAUUGACUAGACUGUUUGCAGUCUACCUAUAGUUCUCAUCCCAACCAGCGCGGGUUACAUGUGGAGUUGGAGUAACUUUGAAAAUUCUUCUCUCAGUCUACGCAUUGACUAUUUGCGUAAACCUCAUUCGGCGCGCAGAUUAAACUAACUAAUUAUACGGUAAAACAACAGAAACCAAACAACGAAAGAACGAGUGCAACAAUCAGAAAGCAACUUAUUUGAUGUCGUCUUGCAGGAAAUUGGAUACACACACAUGAGAAUAGUGGAAGGAGUUAAUAGCUUGCUACAGUUGUCAGGGUUAGUAGCCCGGAUGUGUAGUAAGGUGACGUCACAAGGCAGCUAAAAAGCAGGACGUGCUUAGAAGGGAAAGAGAAAAAUGAGGUCUGACGGCGAUAUGCGGGUGGUACACCAAGUACGGCCCAAUCAGUUUUUUUUGAGUUGUUAUGUAGUGUUAUCA